AUGCUGUUCCAGGGGCUCCAGGUUCUGUGCUCCACCGCAGCAGUCUACGGGAUCGGCACCCUGGGGCUCAGGCUCUGUAGCUCGAGGUCCUCGGCCUCCCACAGGUGUGGGCGAAAGCCUACCAACUCGGCCGGGGACCAGCAGGCGGCGGUCUGCUGUAAGGGGGUCUCGGGCGACCAGUCCCAACUGCCCAACCCGCCCGAGCCCGGGAGGCGACGCUGGGAGGACAGUGGAGAAGGCCGGGGACAGCCGCUUUUGAAGGAUUGCUUGAGCUUCAUUCGCCCUAAAUCGGAAUACCUGCACCAUGAGCGUCUACAUGACGCAGGUGCAUUCGAGACACGCUCAGUCACCGCACCCUGCGUCCCUGCUUCGGAUCUUCGGAAUCCCGGACAUCGGCUCAAAACUAGGAACGAAUAUGGGCCGCUGCUUCUAAGCCAAACCCGACAGGUGAGAGAAUCCGGAGCGGCAAGGGGAGGGACUACGCCUAGGUUUCACUCCUGGUGGCCACCUAUCCUGACCGGGAUGUAG
Messenger RNA from Mus pahari (shrew mouse), 528 nucleotides. RefSeq lists its product as uncharacterized. The coding region runs from base 1 to 528 and encodes 175 amino acids. Lineage: Eukaryota; Metazoa; Chordata; Mammalia; Rodentia; Muridae. The transcript is spliced from 2 exons. The record is from RefSeq and is a predicted model, not a curated record.